Fomitopsis serialis is the source of this 2685-nucleotide messenger RNA. RefSeq names its product transcriptional repressor TCF25-domain-containing protein. The record is from RefSeq and is a predicted model, not a curated record. Bases 205 to 2625 code for a protein of 806 amino acids. The transcript is spliced from 7 exons. Gene Ontology annotation, biological process: rescue of stalled cytosolic ribosome; ribosome-associated ubiquitin-dependent protein catabolic process. NCBI's taxonomy places the organism in Eukaryota, Fungi, Basidiomycota, Agaricomycetes, Polyporales, Fomitopsidaceae. Gene Ontology annotation, cellular component: RQC complex.
GGCGGCACUCGACCACCGCCUUCUCGAACGUACAAUCAACACGUCCCUUGGAUCCAGCCAGCAUCUCUGAACGGGCUGCUACCAUCGCCGUCUUUUGGAAGGGCGACAUAUUCAACUAACAUACUAGCGUGACAGCCGGAACGGGUCCUGCGCACCCUACGACACCACCUUUGUGCCAGUGCACCACACAAAAGGAAUUACGAGAUGCCUCCUCGAUUGAAUAAACGCCAAUUGCGCGAACAAGAGGAGCUUGCUGUUCUCGAGGCAGCGAAGGAGGAAGAUGAGGCUCCAGAAGUCGAAGAGAGCGCAGAUGAGAUAUCGCACCCGGGGAAGAGCACGGGUGGUGGUUACGCGGCACUUAUGAACGCAGCGGACUCGGACUCGGAGAGCGAUGCUCCGUCAACACCCCGGGCUACGAAACCGAAGAAGAAGAAGAAGAAAAAGAAGCCCGCUAGCACUCAGUCGCCCGCUGCUCCUACACCUCCACCCGAAAUCGCUGAGAUGAAGACCCAGGGCGAAGCUAGCCCUUCACCUCGGUCCAAGAAGGAGCGGAAAGCAGCCAAGAAGCAGAAGGCAAAGGAGCAGAAAGACGACCGCGACGACGUAGACAAGGCACUCGCGGAGCUCUCGAUCAAGUAUCCGGACCUUCAGCAGGUCGUAGCGUCGACCAGCGCCUCUCCUGCAGCACGCAACACAUCCGGGGCCCUCGCAUCUCUGCUCUCAGUAUCUAUCCAAAACCUUGACGCCGAAGUGGAACUCCGCAAGUUUUUCGGAGCUAAAGUCAUCUCUGCUGCGAAGUCUUCUGAGGCGGGAACAUCUAAGCGGGCGGCAGCAGCGGCGGCGAGGCUCAAGUCACAAGCCAAAGCGACCCUCGCACGCCCCAAGGGCAAUUGGUGGCCUGUGAAUCAUCGGGAAGGGCUGUCCUCACAACAGUACACCCCUGAAGACGAAGAGGAGAUGCGCGGACGACAUGCGUGGUCACCAUUACUCGGCGAGAAGGUAUGGGCGGUGGAGUACAGCAAGAAGUACCGCGCUAUCACCUUAGCUUUCAUGCAGACUGUCAUGUCUGGAGAUCCUGCGGGCUUCAAUCAGAUCUUGGGCCAGAUGCCAUAUCAUGGAGACACGCUCCUGCAGAUGUCCGAGGUGUACUUCCACAGGGAAGAGCAUAGCACUGCUGCGGACAUGAUUGACAGGGCACUCUUUGGCUAUGAGCGAGCAUUCUUAGGCACCUCGUUCAACUUCACAACAGGUGUGAACCGCCUCGAUUUCGAUCGCGUGGAAAAUCGACCAUUCUUCCUGGCCGUACACCGACAAAUCAGCGAUCUGCAACGCCGAGGAUGCGUGCGCACCUCGUUCGAGUUUACGCGACUGCUGUACUCACUUGACCCCUGGACGGACCCGCAUGGCGCACUCUUGCAUCUCGAUUACCUCUCUCACAAAGCGGGUAUGGGCCAGUGGUUGCUCGAUGUCUGGGAGUUCUUCUCGAAGGUCAACGACGAUGACGGUUUCCGAAACCGACUGCGGCCUACUGUGCUGCCCGGAUGGGCGUACGCAAGGGCACUGGCCCAGUAUACCGAUGAAGAAACGAAAGGUCGGGAUCAUGCCGAGAGUACGGCCGCUCUCGAGGAGGCGAUACUCUCAUUCCCCUCCAUCGUCCCCCUCCUCGCUGACAAGGCGGACAUCUCACUGCCAGCGUCGGUCAGAGGACAUUCAGCAUUCCGCGUGUACCCUGAUGCCAGCUCGCUGCCCACACCAUCUGCCGGGAUCCUCCACCUACUGUCUCAUCUCUACGCGCAACGCUCAUCUUCACUCUGGAAGAUACCCGAACGCGCUUCUUGGUUCGCCCAGACCGUCAGCGCGAGCGUAUCGUCGCUACCGCCGUCAUACGACACCACGUCUCCCGCCUACCUCGGCUUCAUGGCGCUCUUCAGCAGACCAGAGAUCGCACACGGGGUCUACCGCCACGCCAUCGUGAACGAGGGGUCCUGCCGCCGACUCUUCGGGUUCAUCCCGCGUGAGGUCACAAACGCGAAGCACCUCGCGUGCGACCCGCUCCCGCCGCCGACGCGCGUGAACGAGUAUGACGCGGAAUUUUUCCGCGGCGUAGAGGACGCACUGCACAUCCAGCGGCGCAGCCGCAAGGCGAACGAGCGCCUCCUGCAGCAGCUUAUCCCAGAUCCCGUCUUCCGCCGGCAGAUGCAGGACUUCUGGGCCGCGCACCCGGCGUUCCAGCGCCAGUUCCCUGGGGGGUUCGUCCACUUUGCGGAGGUGCUGCAGCAGAUUGGCCCGGAGGCGGUGGAGGAUUUGAUGAUACAGGUGGCGGAUCAGGCGGGGCAGGGUGCAGGAGAUGAGAUGCCGGGAGGCUUCAUGCCCAUGGACGAGAUGCUAGGGGAGCUUGCAGGGGCAGCCCCAGAGCUAGAACUUGCGGGCGCAGAUGAUGUCCAGGAAGAAGAAGACGAGGAGGACGAGGAUGAUGAGGAUGAGGAAGCAGUAGCGCCUCUACCCGUACGCGUGCUGCGGAACUUAGUGAACCGAUUCUGGGGCAGUGGUGCAGCUGAAGAAGAUUCGUCUGACGAGGAUGAAGGGGAUGAAGCACACCCACCAGUUGAGGACGGAGUCGACUGAUGCAAUUGAGUAUGGUAAAGUAGGAGUAGUGUUGUACGUCUAAGCAAUGUGAAAUGGAUA